GGCGCCCGCCUCUCGUUCCGCUUCCCCUCCCGCCCCUCAAGCUCAAAAUCGAGAAUCGAAACUGUGCUGUGAUCCAUGCAGCAGGAGCCUGCACCCGCCCGAUCUCCGGGUCCCCAGCAAGACCCCGCACUGUCCCACACGCCCACAAUGCCUCCCCCGGAGUCCGUCCCCGAAGGCCACCAGCCCAGCCCCAGCCCCGCGGAGCAAGCCCUGGAAGAGGAAUUCCAAUUCCUGCGCUGCCAGGCAUGCCAGGUAGAAGCCAAGUGCCCCAAGCUGCUGCCUUGUCUGCACACGCUGUGCUCAGGGUGCCUGGAGGCGCCAAACAUGCAGUGCCCGAUCUGCCAGCUGCCCGGGCCCUUAGGCGCUGACUCGCUGGUGCUGGAUAACGUCUUCUUCGAGAGUCUACAGCGGCGCCUGUCGGUGUACAGGCAGAUCGUGGAUGUGCAGGCCACUUGCAACCGCUGCAAAGAAUCCGCGGACUUCUGGUGUUUCGAGUGUGAGAAGAUCCUCUGUGCCAGGUGCUUCGAGGCGCACGAGUGGUUCGUCAAGCAUGAGGUCCGGCCCCUGGCGGAGCUCCGCGGCCAGUCAGCGAAGGAGUUCCUCGAUGGCAUGCGCAGGUCCAACAGCAUCUUCUGCUCCAACCCCAUCCACUGCCCCCCUAUGUUGACGAGCAUCUACUGCCGGGGCUGCUCCAAGCCACUGUGCUGCUCGUGCGCGCUCCUGGAUAACAUCCACAGCGAGCUCAAGUGCGACAUCAGCAUCGAGAUCCAGCAGCGGCAGGAGGAGCUGGACGCCAUGGCGCAGGCGCUGCAGGAGCAGGACCGCGCUUUCGGGGCGGCUCAGGCGCGCAUGCGCUCGGCUGUCAGCCAGCUGGACCGCGCGCGCGCAGACACCGAAGAGCUGAUCCACACACGCGUGCGCCAACUAGUGACGCACGUGCUGGCCCAGGAGCAAGCGCUGCUAGAGGGGGUGAGCGCGCAGUACCAGCGCAGCUACGAGGAGAUUGCGGGCCAGUUGGGCCGCCUGGAAGCUGUGCUGCAGCGCAUCCGUUUGGGAGGUUCGCUGGUGCAGAGGAUGAAACGUUAUGCCUCCGACCAGGAGGUGCUGGACCUUCAUGGCUUCCUGCGGGAAGCGCUCGGCCGCCUGCGCCAGGAGGAGCCCCAGAACCUGCAGACCUCUGUGCGCACCGACAGCUUCGACAAAUUCAAAGUGCGCCUGCAGGAACUCGUCUCCUGCAUCACUCAGGGGACAGAUGCAACUCUACCCCAGCGAGCCAGCCCAGAGGCUACCAACUCUCCCAGGGACUCUCUUGACAUUGAGCUGCCAGAGGAGGUGCAGAAGGCACUGGCACAGGACUCGGAGCUGGCUGAGACCCAGCCUAUGACUUUGGUCCAGCCGGUGCCUGGGGUGCACCCAGUGCCGGUUCACGCCUACUCCAUCAAAGACUCCUGCAGAGAGGAGGUCUGCAACACAGUCCCGCCCCAGAAGAGGAAGUCCUGCCAGACUGAGUGCCCCAGAAAGGCCAUCAAGAUGGAGUCUGAGGAGGAGAGGGAGAUACGGUUGGCCCAGAGCUCCCCGGAGCAGCCCAGGCCCAGCACCUCCAAGGCAGUCUCGCCGCCCCACCUGGAUGGGCCCUCCAGCCCCGAAGGCCCCACUGUGGGAAGCAAGGGCUUUCUGCCCAACAACAACCACGCAGCCAGCGACGCUGGUGAGGCAGAGGAACGAGUCGUGGUGAUCAGCAGCUCGGAAGACUCAGAUGCUGAAAACUCGUCUUCCCGAGAGCUGGAUGACAGCAGCAGCAGGUCCAGUGACCUCCAGCUGGAGGGCCCCAGCUCCCUCAGGGUCCUGAACGAGAGCCUCGCCGACCCCCAAGCAGAAGACAGGCCCCUGGUUUUCUUUGACCUCAAGAUUGACAGUGAAACCCAGAAGAUUAGCCAGCUGGCAGCAGUGAACCAGGAGAGUGAGUUCCGCGUGCUCAUCCGGCCCGAGGCCUUCUUCGGCACCAACUCCAAGGCUGUCUCCCUGGAGGUGGGGCUGCAGCACUUCCUUGGUUUUCUGGGCUCCCUGCACCGCCCCAUCCUGGCCUGCUACAAGCUGUGGGGACCCGGCCUCCCCAACCUCUUCCAGGUCUUGGAGGACAUGGACAGGCUAUGGGAGUUUGAGCAGGUCAUCUCGGGUUUCCUGGCCGCACGGCCCCUCCUCCAGGAGCUGGUGCCCGGGGCCAGCAGCUUCAAGCUCAAGAGUCUGGCAGAGACCUACCUGGCAAGAAGCAUGAGCCAGCGCAGCGCCCUGGCCGCCGUGCUGGCCCUGCGGGACCUGUUCCGGCUCCUGGACAUCUUCCCGAGCCCCCAGCUAGCCCAGCACAUCUACUGCUUCAGUAGCCUGCAGUGCUUCGCAUCCCUGCAGCCGCUGGUGCAGGCGGCCGUCCUGUCCCGUGCCCAGGCCCGCCUCCUGGCCCUGCACAAAGUGAGCUUCACCGAGCUGCUGGCCGUGCACCGCCGUGACCCCCAGUGGGGACUGCGCCGGUACAGCUGCUACCUGAGCCCGUCUGCUGCCUCAUCGCCCCCCAUCCAGGGCACCAGCCCCCUGCAGGCCCUGAGCACCUACUUCGGAAGCCUGUCCAGGGAGCCCAGCCCGGCACGGGCAGAAGGCCUCAUGGCCCCUGUUGCUGGCCGCAGCUUGGCGGGGCGGGUGUGCCAGCAGAGCUGAGAGGAGGCCCAGACUGGCUCGGGAUCUCUGGGGUUAGAAGGUCAUGGGGUCCCUGAGCCAGCCCCCCUGCCCCACUGCCCUUCAGUGCAUUGGUGGGUCCUCUUCCCCAGCACCCAGCUGUCAUUUGCUCUGAAAUCAGUUCUCUGGGACCAAACUACCCUGCUCUAAAACCCCCACAGAGAAGGUUCUGAAUCCAAGCAAGUCCCAAGUCCUAACCCCCUGGGGGGCACCAGAUCCCCUUUCAGGCCUUGGGAGCACCGUGGGUUGGUUCCCUCGAGACCUGGCCCCUCUUCUCCAGGAGCCAAAACCAAGGAGUAAAGAAGGCCCAGCCUCUGGGCUGAGUAGCCCCCAGCCACCCAACCUGCUACUUCCAUGAGUGUCCCUGCAGCCCCUCCCUGACCCCUGCUCACUGCCCUAGUGGGCCCACUGACAGGCCCCAUAGAUACUGCCCAGAACACCCCACGGGUACCCAAGUGCCUUUUAAACCAAGCCGCUGUCAUGAGUUUGGGUUCUCCCACCCUUUGCCCAUCUGAAGGCCACUCUCUGGUCACUUCUUUGGGGACACAAAUGCAUUUUCACCCCUCUUGUCUGCAGAGACAGAAGCUUCUGUCCCACAUCUGUCCCUCUUCCAAACUUGCCGUGUUCCUUCUAGCCACGCAGACCUACCUCCUCACAGUCACACUCUUCCGUCCUCCAGCCACCAGCCCUGCUCAGCAUGGCUUUCACUUUCUCUGCGCUGCCCACCUCAGCCCCACCGAUGACUGUCCUCUAACCCAGUGCUGCCUGCUACAUAGGGACGCACAGCGUUGGCGUCCCCUGAGAGCUUCUAGCCCAGACCUCUGGAAUCAGCUUCUCUGAGGUGGGCCCUGCGGGCUGCCUUAGCAUGUCUUCCAGAUGAUUCUGAAGCCUGCUAAUACUUAGAACCAGUGCUCUGAUAGACUGCUCCCCGAACACGCAGCAGGCUGGAAUGGCAGAACCAGUCCUGGUCCUGACUGGGCAAAUGGAGGGUAACCUAGGAAAAGACCCCAUUCUGCGCUCCGGCAUCCCCCCACCUGCUAAAUAGGCUCCCAUCCAGCUCUGCCUUUCUGGGAUUUUAGACAAGGACUGCAGCCACCAAGACAGUGGGCAGGACGGUUCUCAACUAAACCCUAGCUCUCAGUCCUAAGCCAAGGCCCCCAGCCUGUGGUCACAUCAGAGGUCAGGAGCAGAACAGAGGCAGGUCAGGGCCUGCCCUCUGACCAGCAGAACCACUGCCCCCACACUGCUCCCCUCUCCCCUUUUCCUUGGCUCCUGCCACUGGGACACAGCCCAGGCCUCCAACAUUCUUUGCCUGAGCUUUCACAGGGAUGAGGUCUGUGCGCCCACAGCUCAACCCCCAUCCAGCAGGUGCCCUGGAGAUACCCCGAGGAAUUGCAUGGGAACUGGAUACCACAGUGGGAAUGCCAGUCGACCAGUGAACUCUGAUGCAUUUAAACUAGGAUUCGGGGGCACCUGGGUGGCUCAGUGGGUUAAGCUGCUGCCUUCGGCUCAGGUCAUGAUCUCAGGGUCCUGGGAUA
Messenger RNA from Neogale vison (American mink), 4265 nucleotides. RefSeq names its product PML nuclear body scaffold (gene PML). The transcript is spliced from 9 exons. The record is from RefSeq and is a predicted model, not a curated record. Gene Ontology annotation, cellular component: chromatin; nucleoplasm; PML body. Gene Ontology annotation, biological process: intrinsic apoptotic signaling pathway in response to DNA damage; PML body organization; positive regulation of DNA-templated transcription. Bases 76 to 2709 code for a protein of 877 amino acids. Lineage: Eukaryota; Metazoa; Chordata; Mammalia; Carnivora; Mustelidae. Gene Ontology annotation, molecular function: zinc ion binding; ubiquitin-protein transferase activity.